Molecule: messenger RNA, 546 nt
Organism: Pocillopora verrucosa
Lineage: Eukaryota; Metazoa; Cnidaria; Anthozoa; Scleractinia; Pocilloporidae
Source: RefSeq, a predicted model, not a curated record
AUGGUAGCGGUCAAGUUUGGCAAGUUUUCAUCUCCAACAUGCGAAGGUUUAAUCAAAUCCACCGAGAGAUGGGGAUGUGAGUCCAUUAAUGGACGUGCCCAUUUUUCGGCUACGGAUUUGCUAAACAUGAGAAACUUGGUCAUUUUGUUGAUUUUCGUGAGCUGUGCAUUGUCUGUGGCGGCUGCUUGCGAGGAUAAGAACGUACAUUGUAAAUCCUGGGCAUUUAACGGUGAAUGCGGAAAAAAUCCAAAGUACAUGCUAUUCAAUUGCCCCAAAAGUUGCGGAGUCUGUCCAGUUUGCGAGGAUAAGAACGGACAUUGUAAAUCCUGGGCAUUUAACGGUGAAUGUGUAAAAAAUCCAAAGUACAUGCUGUUCAAUUGCCCCAAAAGUUGCGGAGUCUGUCCAGCUUGCGAGGACAAGAACGAACAUUUUAAAUCCUGGGCAUUUAACGGUGAAUGCGGAAAAAAUCCAAAGUACAUGCUGUUCAAUUGCCCCAAAAGUUGUGGAGUCUGUCCAGGUAUGCAUGAUGCUCAAGAAGUGAAAUAG